Molecule: messenger RNA, 849 nt
Organism: Thermochaetoides thermophila DSM 1495
Lineage: Eukaryota; Fungi; Ascomycota; Sordariomycetes; Sordariales; Chaetomiaceae
Exons: 2
Coding region: 1-849 (282 amino acids)
Source: RefSeq, a predicted model, not a curated record
AUGGACCAGCAAGCCAUCCAACGCGCCAUCUCCGGCCUCGCAAUCCGCAUGUCUGCGGUUCACAUCCGCAUGGUCGCUCUUACCCAGCUGAUCCAGCAAACAAACGACCCCACAGGCGUGCUCAAGACGGACCUUGCUGCCUGCCAGCGCCAGAUGACGCAGUAUCAAGUCGAGCUCGCGCAGUUCCAGCAGCAGGCGACGACGGCUCAUCGUGCCUCGCUUGCGGCCAUGGGCCUGCUGGGUCUGGUCGAGACUGUUCCCGCGCCGGUGUCGCAGCCUCAGGUGGGUGGUAUCUCUGGGUCGAUAAGGGCUCAGAGUUAUGAGUCAGAGAGGAACACGGGGAAGAGGAAGAUACGGAAGAGGGGGGCUAGUUUCCGCCGGGGAGGGCAAAGUGAGGCGUUCUAUGUUGGCAGGAGGGAGAUUUCGUCUGGAGAUGCUCGUGGUUUGUUCGUACGCGGAGAGUCAUCAAAUACUGGUAUCGACGUUUAUACUCCUUCGAUCCGCAAGGAAUCUACCAACCGAUGCUUCCAAACUUUGAACAGGACGACGAAUGAGCAGGCCAAGUCUGAUUUUUCCACGACCGAACAGAACUCAGCUACCGUAACGCACAAUUCUGCCCCCCAGGAGAGUAACGAGCCCAAGAAGCACGAAGAAAACGUCAAGAACGCGACGGAGGGAGCGAGUAGCCACUCUGACAGCAAGGCGGACACCAAGACGGAUAAAAAGUCUUACGCUGCUGAAACCAUGAAAAGCUUGUCGAAGAAAAAGUCUUUCAGCCGUCAGAAGUCGAGCUGGGCCGAGGAGAUGGAAGAGGAAGAGGCUGAGGAUGGAAGGGGAAAGGGAGCGUGA